CUAACGUGCGCGCGGUGUUGCGACACAUCGUGAACUUGAUGAAUAAACGAGGGCAUUGACAUGCAUGGAGAUAUUUUGACGUUGAUAUCAAGUUUAGACUCAAGAUUCGCUCUGAAAAUUGAAAGGAAUCUGCAAAUGACAGUUACAUAUUUGAAGUUGAGGAUAGAAUCAGAAACAAGAGUACGUCCCCUGAACCUCAACGAACUAUUCUGAUUAGAAACAGACGAUAACCAGAUAAUCUACAAAAUGGAAUUAACAACCAUGGAAGAAACGACGAUCGACGUCCGAAAAUACAUCGACGCCCUACUCUACCACAUUUCCCUAGACAACAAACGCCCUCCCGAUCACACGGUCAUCAGCCUGGCCUCUACGAUAUGUCAGGAGCUACUGAAGGCGAAGCGAUGGGCCGAGAUCGACACGCUGUUCGAAGAGGUCUUCGCGGGGUUCAUCGAGCACUACCGCGACAACGAGUCGAUCCUGCGCGCGGAGAUCAUGAACGCGAAGGCGAAGGGAAACUUCCAGCAUGCGUGUCGAUUAAUUGAGAUUGGAUCGUUUCGAGAUGGAUCCGAUCUCAUAAAACUGUGGGAUGAAUGUCGGUACGAAAUACAGAAGAAGUGCCUCAAGCGACAUUUGACCGCUGUUGCGAAGUAUCGCAUCAGAGAGAGGUUUCCUCCACCUAAGAGCAUAUGCCCAUCAGGGGUACGCUCCAAGCACAGCCUCUCAACAUCAACAAGGGCAACACUCAUGAACUUCUUUAGAACUGUUACAACGUUUCCAUCAACUCAACAAAAGCUGGAACUCGCAUAUAAAACUGAUUUGACGCGAACGCAAGUCCACAACUGGUUUGCAAACAGACGUCGGAAUUCAAAGCGGCGUCCUCUCGAUGUACCUGACCCGCCGCCUAGCAACACGCCUCGAAAUGGUUACCAUGGCAGCGGAUGGCAUCACCCAGAAACCAGAUCAACCAACCCGCUGACGAUGCUCCACAACGCUGCCGAGUUCGUCGCGUCAUUGGACGGCACUUUGCCUGCGAGUCACCUUGGCCACGCCCCAAAUGGCACCCUUCACCCCGCCCCCGUUGUUGACGUCGGCCACUUGCAGUGGGGAAGUUCCGCCCCUUGCAGUGGUGUCGGGGCGCACCCGGCAUCAAACGGGAGGGAUUUCCCCCAUUACGUCACAAGUUAUUAUCGGGGUGAAUACCGCGAGAGUACCUACCGGGAAGGGGGAUAUGAGUAUUAUAGACCCAGUGAAUGGGUGCCCACCUACUAUUAAAGAAUGCCACUAGGAAAGCAUGUGAGUUUCUUUACCCCUAACAUUCCAGAGAGCAAUAAUUAAAGUGCAUAAAUCGCUCGUUUAGACAUAAUUUAUGCAUUUUAAUGCAAUUACCCCAUGAAAGUUUCCUGUUCAGCUGUCUGACAGUUUUAAGUUUUCUCGUUCCAAUACAUGGUUUAGUCAAUCGGGAAUCUUCACAUAGUUAAUAAUUCUAUAAGUAUAAUCUGAAAAUUAAGAAAUUACUAAAUCAUUACAUAAUUCAUAAUUUCUACGUCAUAUAUUCCAAUUAAGAACUCAUGAUUUGUUACAUUUUACUGCUUAUCAUAAGCCAUGAAUGCUGGCUAGUUCUUAUUGUUCCUUACUACGAAUGAAAAGAAGAAAAUCAAUACAUAUUUUGUUUAAGCAUUGAAAGAAAUUGAUUACUGAAUUUGUGGUUCCAUAAUGUAUUUUUUCUCCAAUUUGUGUUCUCUUGUCAUAUUACAUUUUGGCCGAUUUGGCGCAAGAAAUGUUUGCAGUAGUAGAAUUAUAGAACUGAGCCGUCCCAUAUUUCACUAAAGUCAGUUUUCAUAGUUUUUGUUUCAAUUGAUUUAUAUUUUUCCUGCAAAACUAUGUGUGCGUUGCUUUUCUUGAAAUCUAUG
Messenger RNA from Strongylocentrotus purpuratus (purple sea urchin), 1910 nucleotides. RefSeq names its product homeobox protein SIX2-like. Bases 247 to 1272 code for a protein of 341 amino acids. Gene Ontology annotation, molecular function: RNA polymerase II cis-regulatory region sequence-specific DNA binding; DNA-binding transcription factor activity, RNA polymerase II-specific. The transcript is spliced from 5 exons. The record is from RefSeq and is a predicted model, not a curated record. Gene Ontology annotation, cellular component: nucleus; transcription regulator complex. Gene Ontology annotation, biological process: regulation of transcription by RNA polymerase II. NCBI's taxonomy places the organism in Eukaryota, Metazoa, Echinodermata, Echinoidea, Camarodonta, Strongylocentrotidae.